Molecule: messenger RNA, 2481 nt
Organism: Closterium sp. Naga37s-1
Lineage: Eukaryota; Viridiplantae; Streptophyta; Zygnematophyceae; Desmidiales; Closteriaceae
Source: the annotation of a GenBank genome assembly
AUGGCGGGCCAAGGUCGCCCAGCGGCGCCCCUGGUGGCCGCUGCGGAGAUGGCAGCACGGGAGCAAACAUCGGAGGUGCAGGACGGUGCUUGUAACGGGCUGAUGGUGCGGGAAGGUGCUUACAACGGGCUAACAGUGCAUGAAGUUGCUUGUAACGGUCUGACAGUGCAGGAUGGUGGUUGCAUCGGGCUGGCAGCACAGAAAGGCAGUGGUACUGCAGGCGGGGCAGCAGCGGAGAGCACAGCAGCGGAGAGCACAUUAUUGAGAGCAUUGGAGGCGGAGGAGGUGCGCAGGCAGGGCCAUCGCAUGGUGGAGUUCAUCGCGGAUUACCUGCAGGGCGUGGCGGACAGACCCGUGUGUAGCACCGUGCAGUUCAUCGCUCAAUACCUGCAACGCGUGGCGGACAGGCCCGUGUGCAGCAGCGUGCAGGCGACGCCCCCCUCCCUCCCGCCCCCAUCGCUGUGCCCCUCGCCCCCACCUGUGUGCAUUCCUCUCUAUCUUCCUUUGAGGCACCUGGUCCACCGCCCUCCCUCCCUGCCUCUACCCUCCUCAAGAUUCAUCGCUCUUAUAAUCCAUAGCCACAGCCGCUUGCUUCUCCCUCAUAUCUCUCCUCCCUCCCACGUCCCCUCUCCCUCCACGCCUCAUCUUUCCCCACCCCUCGUCUCCGCAUACUCCCCCUUUGCUCCCUCCACCGCGCUGCACUGCACGGCAGACAUAUCCAGCGCCAUCCUGCCGGGCAUAACGCACUGGCAGAGCCCUUGCUUCUUCGCCUUCUUCUCCUCGCCCACCAGCGCCGCCGCCAUCUGUGCUGACGCGCUCAUCAGCGCCCUCAACGUCGUCGGCUUCUCGUGGGCCGCCGCUCCUGCUGCCACUGAGCUGGAGGAAGUUGUGAUGGACUGGAUGGUGGACUUGUUGGGGCUGCCAGAAGGGUUCCACUCAGUGAAGUCAGGAGGGCAGGGCGGGGGGGUGAUUCACGGCACAGCCAGUGAGGCGCUGCUGGUGGCGCUGCUGGCUGCCAGGCGGAGAGUGCUGGACCGCAUAGUGGGGCAGGCUGGGAGUGUGGAGGAAGCAGCAGCAGCAGAUUCAGAAGCAGCAGGCAGCAGGCAUGGUGCUCAGGAGAAGAAACGGGCGGCUGAGGGGCGGCUGAUAACGCACCUUAACGAGGCGGAAAACAGGCUUAUAUGGAGGAUAGUGUCAGCACGGAAUGGCAGGCACGGGUGCAACGGGAGCGUGGGGGUGACACAUGAGGAGUGGCCGGCGGACGCUGCAGGGGAAGGGGAUGGCGAUGGCACUGGGGCUUCUGUUAUUAGUACCACCAGUAGCAUUGGUGCACGUGCUGGUCAGGCUGCCAGCAUCAGUGGUCGGGCGGCUGGUGGCAGCAAGGCUGCUGCUGGUGCGUGUGAGCAGGGAGAGGCUGCCGGGGUCCCGUGGGGCAGUGCGGAGGACAGGGCAGCACAGCGUCUAGUGGCAUACGUGUCGGACCAGACGCAUGCGUGUGCACUCAAGGCGUGCCGCGUGGCAGGCAUGCCCGAGGGCAACGUGCGUGUGCUGCCCACCACUGCUGCAUCGGCAUAUGCUCUCACUCCCUGCCAGCUGUUGGAUGCGGUGCAGAGGGAUGAAGCUGCUGGCCUCAUUCCCUUCUUCCUCGUCCUCACUGUUGGCUCCACGUCAUCCACCGCUGUGGAUCCAAUCGCCCCCCUAGCUGCGAUCGCAAAGGCGCAUGGCAUGUGGGUGCAUGUGGACGCAGCGUAUGCAGGCAUGGCAUGCAUGUGUGCUGAGAUGCGGCACCGCCUGGCAGGCGUGCACCUGGCCGACUCACUAGCGUCCAACGCCCACAAGUGGUUGCUCACCAGCUUCGACUGCUGCUGCAUGUGGACGCAGGACAGCAGGCCUCUGGUGAAAGCACUAUCCAUACUGCCGGAAUACCUGCGGAACAAGGAAUCAGAGAACCAUCACGUGGUAGACUACAAGGACUGGGAGAUCCCCAUUGGCCGCCGCUUCAGGUCGCUGAAGCUGUGGAUGGUGCUGCGCACAUACGGGGCGGAGGGGAUCCGGGCGUACAUCAGGCGCCACAUGGCGCUUGCUGAGUGGUUCGAGGAGGCCCUGCUGCAAGAUGAUCGGUUCCAACUGAUGGCUCCACGCCCCUUCGCGCUCGUCUGCUUUCGCCUCAAGCCGCCCGCAGCUCGCACACACAGCGGGGUGGCGUGCGGAGGGGGGGACGAGGGGGUGAUGGGCGAUGGCAGUGAGGAUGCAGGGAGGAAGGUGAAUGCGGCGCUACUAGAGGCGAUAAACAGCAGCAGGCACGCGUACCUCACACACACUGUGCUAUCGGGGCAGUACACACUGCGCAUGGCAAUAGGGGCGGUCAAGACAGAGAUGGCGCAUGUGCAGGCAGCUUGGAGGCUCAUCCAAACGAAAGCUUCUGAGUUGCUGGAGGAGGUCAAAUUUACUAGAAAUAACAAAACAAACUUACUACAGUAA